CAACAACAACAACAACAACAACAACAACAACAACAACAGCAUCAGGCAACAUAUAAUACAGUAGUAGCGGCAGCAGCAAAUGAAUCAACCAUAAUUGAAACGGACCAAAAUAAUGAUAUUCCUACUCUGAGUACUAGUAUUGGAUAUGGUGUUACUUGGAGCUGGUCAACAGCCUGGUUCAUUUUGCCGAGUGCGUGUGAUCUCAUUGCCACAACGGUAACAAGUAGAUUAAUUUUUGUUAAAGAAUUCGUAAAUGAUGAUGGUGAAUUGUAUGAUAUGCUUAUAGUCGUUGCGUUUCUUUCGAUAUUACUACUAUUAGCUUCUUAAUCUAGGUCUCAUAUAUACCACUCCUUCAAUAUAUCAGAUGAUGAAAAGCAGUAUUGUGGGAUUCUCGGCCGUUUUUAGUUUUUUAUUCUUAUCUCGUCGAUUUUUACCAAAGGAAUGGGUAGCCAUUACUGCAAUUUUACUGGGUACUUUUACCAUUACAGCUGGUACUACCUAUUUUAUUAUGCAACAACAAACCAACACUGUUAUUCCUAAUAAUAAUAGCAACCAGAUGAUGAUAAAGAUACUGUUGGAACAACAACAACAAGCCAGUACUGUUAUUCCUAUCAAUACUUCAACUACGACUUGCUUCUUUUUAUUUGGUAUUAUUUGUUUGGUUAUCGCCCAACUUUUAGUAGCUGGACAAUUUAUUCUUGAGGAAUAUCUUAUGGAUCGUCAUCAUCUGGAUCCCGUACGCGCUAUGGGUAUUGAAGGCAUCUUUGGUACUGUUCUCCUAGGUAGUAGCUUACUGAUUUCGGCUCUUUUUGGACAAGAUGAAUUUGAUGUUAUGCAAGGUAUUCAAGAUAUGGUACGGCAUGCUUUGUUAUGGCAGAGCGGGAUCGCCUUGGCUCUCAUGGUGGCUAUGUUUAACUUUUUCGGAUUGGCAGUGAGUACCACGAUGGGAGUACCCGGUCGUAGUAUGAUUGACACUUUAAGGACACUGUUGACAUGGGCGAUUGCCAUCCAUUAUGGCUGGGACACGUUCUCUUGGAUUGAAUUGAUUGGUUUCAUGAUCUUGGUUCUGGGUGUUUUUCUGUUCAAUGGUGUCUUUUCAAGUCUUAUCAGUUGCUUAUUUCAUUUGAUCUGUUAAAACACGUAGAUAGAAAAAGGAAUGGUAUCAGUUUUAUUAAUGAUCAAUAUAU
Messenger RNA from Mycotypha africana, 1187 nucleotides. RefSeq lists its product as uncharacterized. The coding region runs from base 365 to 1135 and encodes 256 amino acids. Gene Ontology annotation, cellular component: membrane; intracellular membrane-bounded organelle. The record is from RefSeq and is a predicted model, not a curated record. The transcript has 2 exons. Lineage: Eukaryota; Fungi; Mucoromycota; Mucoromycetes; Mucorales; Mycotyphaceae.